GUUUCACUCUCAAGCUUCGGAGUCCGGGUUGCUCUGCUGUGCAGAUUCUGAAGAUCCUUAGGGAGCAGGCCUGGCUCCUGAGCACCAGGAAAUGGAACUGUUGACAUUCAGGGAUGUGGCCAUUGAUUUCACUGAAGAGGAGUGGGAAUGCCUGCAGCCUGCUCAGCAAAAAUUAUAUAGAGAUGUAAUGUUAGAGAACUACAGAAACAUGGUCUUCCUGGGCAUGGCUUCUCAUUAUAUGCAAGAAUUUUCACAAGAACAGGGCAUAAAACAUAUAUUUCAAAAAGUAAUAAAUGGAAAAUAUGGAAAUUAUGAACUUGACUAUUCACAACAAAGAAAAAUAUGGAAAAUUGUAAGUGAGAAUGAACAUCAGAAAUUAUAUUAUCAAAAGUCAGCCCUUAUUCACCACCAUAGAAUUCAUAUUGAAGAGAAGCCCUACAAAUUUAAAGAAUGUGAGAAAGCUUUUAAUGAAAAAUCUCACCUUAUUUGCCAUCAGAGAAUUCACACUGGAAAGAAGCCCUACCAAUGUAAAGAAUGUGGCAAAGCAUUCAUUAAAAAAACACACCUUAUUCACCACCAGAAAAUUCAUACUGGAGAGAAGCCCUACAAAUGUACAGAAUGUAGCAAAUCUUUCAUUAAAAAAAUGCACCUUAUUUAUCAUAGCAGAAUUCAUACUGGUGAGAAGCUCUACAAAUGUACAGAAUGUGACAAAGCUUUUAGUAAAAAAUCAAGACUUAUUCGCCACCAGCGAAUUCAUACUGGAGAGAAUCCCUACCAAUGCAAAGUAUGUGACAAAGCUUUUAAUCGAAAAAGUAGCCUUAUUCGCCACAGCAGAAUUCAUACUGGAGAGAAGCCCUACAAAUGUAAAGAAUGUGACAAAGCUUUUAAUGACAAAUCAAACCUUACUUACCACAGAAAAAUUCAUACCGGCGAGAAUCCCUACAAAUGUAAAGAAUGUGGCAAAGAUUUUAUUAAAAAAGCAUACCUAAUUCCCCACCUGAGGAUUCAUACUGGAGAGAAGCCCUACAAAUGUACAGAAUGUGACAAAGCUUUUAAUGAAAAAUCAAGCCUUGUUUGCCACAGCAGACUUCAUACUGGAGAGCAGCCCUACAAAUGUACAGAAUGUGACAAAGGUUUUAGCAAAAAGUCAAGCCUUGUUCGCCAUCAGAGAAUUCAUAGUGGAGAGAAGCCCUAUCAAUGCAAAGUAUGUGGCAAAGCUUUUAAUCGAAAAACUAGCCUUAUUUACCACAGCAGAAUUCAUACUGGAGAGAAGCCCUACAAAUGUGAAGAAUGUGGCAAAGUUUAUAGUCUAAAAUCAGCCCUUAAUUACCACAGCAGAAUUCAUAUUGGAGAGGCUUACAAAUGCAAAGAAUGUGGCAAAACUUUUAAUCAUCCAUCAAACCUUACUAGACAUCAGAGAAUUCAUAUUAGAGAUAAGAUCUACAAAUGAUAACAUUAUGCCAUUUCUUCAAGGGUGGGUCAAA
Messenger RNA from Urocitellus parryii (Arctic ground squirrel), 1484 nucleotides. NCBI's taxonomy places the organism in Eukaryota, Metazoa, Chordata, Mammalia, Rodentia, Sciuridae. The record is from RefSeq and is a predicted model, not a curated record.